AUGGAGGCUUAUCACAAACCCGACCAGCAGAAGCUGCAGGCCCUGAAGGACACGGCCAACCGACUGCGUAUUAGCUCCAUCCAGGCCACCACGGCGGCGGGCUCCGGCCACCCCACGUCAUGCUGCAGUGCCGCGGAGAUCAUGUCUGUCCUCUUUUUCCACACUAUGCGCUACAAGGCCCAGGACCCCCGCAACCCUCACAACGACCGCUUCGUGCUCUCCAAGGGCCAUGCAGCUCCCAUCCUGUAUGCAGUCUGGGCAGAAGCUGGCUUCCUGCCCGAGGCAGAGCUGCUGAACCUGCGGAAGAUCAGCUCCGACUUGGAUGGACACCCCGUCCCGAAACAAGCUUUCACCGAUGUGGCCACUGGCUCCCUGGGCCAGGGUCUGGGCGCUGCUUGCGGAAUGGCCUACACUGGCAAGUACUUCGACAAAGCCAGCCUCCCUGCCCUGUCUGCCCACAGCUACCGCGUCUACUGCAUGCUGGGAGAUGGAGAGCUGUCAGAGGGCUCUGUGUGGGAGGCCAUGGCCUUUGCCGGCAUCUACAAGCUGGACAACCUGGUUGCCAUUCUUGAUAUCAACCGCUUGGGCCAGAGUGACCCAGCCCCACUGCAGCACCAGGUGGACAUCUACCAGAAGCGCUGCGAGGCCUUUGGCUGGCAUGCUGUUAUCGUGGACGGGCACAGUGUGGAGGAGUUGUGCAAGGCCUUCGGCCAAGCUAAGCACCAGCCAACAGCCAUCAUUGCCAAGACCUACAAAGGCCGAGGGAUUUCAGGGGUAGAAGAUAAGGAGUCUUGGCAUGGGAAACCCCUCCCCAAAAACAUGGCGGAUCAGACCAUCCAAGAAAUCUACAGUCUGAUCCAGAGCAAGAAGAAGAUCCUGGCAACGCCCCCGCAGGAGGACGCCCCAUCUGUGGACAUCACCAACAUCCGCAUGCCCACCCCACCCAGCUACAAAGUUGGGGACAAGAUAGCCACCCGCAAGGCCUAUGGACAGGCCCUGGCCAAGUUGGGCCAUGGCAGUGACCGCGUCAUUGCCCUGGAUGGGGACACCAAGAAUUCCACCUUCUCAGACCUCUUCAAAAAGGAGCACCCAGACCGCUUCAUUGAGUGCUACAUCGCUGAGCAGAACAUGGUGAGCAUCGCUGUGGGCUGUGCCACACGCAACCGGACGGUGCCCUUCUGCAGCACUUUCGCAGCCUUCUUCACGAGGGCCUUUGACCAGAUCCGCAUGGCGGCCAUCUCUGAAAGCAACAUCAACCUCUGUGGUUCCCACUGCGGUGUCUCCAUCGGGGAAGAUGGGCCCUCUCAGAUGGCCCUGGAAGAUUUGGCCAUGUUCCGGUCAGUCCCCAUGUCGACUGUCUUUUACCCAAGUGAUGGAGUUUCCACAGAGAAGGCAGUGGAAUUAGCAGCCAAUACGAAGGGCAUCUGCUUCAUCCGGACCAGUCGCCCAGAAAACGCCAUCAUCUACAACAACAAUGAGGAUUUCCAGGUUGGACAAGCCAAGGUGGUCUUGAAGAGCAAGGAUGACCAGGUGACCGUGAUUGGAGCUGGGGUUACCCUGCAUGAGGCUCUGGCUGCUGCCGAACUGCUGAAGAAAGAGAAGAUCAACAUCCGCGUGGUGGACCCAUUCACCAUCAAGCCCCUGGAUAAAAGUCUCAUUCUCGACAGCGCCCGCGCCACCAAGGGCAGGAUCCUCACAGUGGAGGACCAUUAUUACGAAGGUGGCAUAGGUGAGGCCAUAUGCACUGCUGUCGUGGGUGAGCCUGGCAUCACGGUUACCCGCCUUGCUGUCAGCCAGGUACCAAGAAGCGGGAAGCCAACUGAGUUGCUGAAGAUGUUUGGCAUUGACAAGGACGCCAUUGCCCAAGCUGUGAGGGGCCUUGUGUCUAAGGCCUAGAGGAGUUAAGGGGCACAGGGUGGGUAUUCUAUACAUUCCUGAGAAUUGUUGGCAAAGGUGCUCAAAGAUGUAUUGAGAAAAGUGAUAAAUAUGUUUGGAGAAAAAA
Messenger RNA from Chrysochloris asiatica (Cape golden mole), 2002 nucleotides. RefSeq names its product transketolase (gene TKT). The transcript is spliced from 15 exons. The coding region runs from base 1 to 1896 and encodes 631 amino acids. Gene Ontology annotation, molecular function: transketolase activity; thiamine pyrophosphate binding. The record is from RefSeq and is a predicted model, not a curated record. Gene Ontology annotation, cellular component: endoplasmic reticulum membrane; extracellular exosome. Gene Ontology annotation, biological process: ribose phosphate biosynthetic process; pentose-phosphate shunt, non-oxidative branch. NCBI's taxonomy places the organism in Eukaryota, Metazoa, Chordata, Mammalia, Afrosoricida, Chrysochloridae.